AUGCAGGGGUGCAGCAUGAUCAGCCAGUCCUUCAAUAUGGAUGAGAUGGACGAAGCCAUGGAUCUUGGGGAAUACGCCCACGCCGGCCUCCACGUCACGUUCCUCCACAGCGACCACAACCGACGGAGGCUAGGCCUCGCCGCCGCAGGGGCGGAGGCUAGCUCGCCGUGGCUCCGGUUCCUGUCCGUGCCGGACGGCCUCCCCGACGACCACCCCCGCUCGGCGGGAAAGCUCCUCGAGUUCAUGGAGUCCAUGCAGACGCACACGAGCGUCGCCUACCGCGCCCUGCUUGUGUCCCUGCGCGCGGGUGCACCAGGUCGCGACGACGGCUUCCCUCCCGUGACAUGCGUCGUCGCCGACGGGAUAGUACUGCCGUUCGCGAUCGACGUCGCGGAGGAGCUCGGCGUCCCGGCGAUCGCCUUCCGGACGGCCAGCGCGUGCAGCUUCCUCGCCUACCUGUCCGUGCCCGAGCUCGUGGAGCUCGGCGAGGCCCCCGCCCCCGCAGGCGCCGACCUCGACGCGCCGGUCCACGGCGUCCCGGGGAUGGAGGGCUUCCUGCGCCGGCGAGACCUCCCGAGCUUCUGCCGCGGCCACGCCGAGGACGGCGGCCUCGACCCCAUGCUGCAGAUGCUCCACGAGUUCACCGCGCACAGCAGCAAUGCUCGGGCGCUCAUAUUCAACACGGCCGCGUCGCUGGAGCGGUCCGCACUCGCGCACGUCGCGCCGCGCAUGCGCGACGUGUUCGCCAUCGGCCCUCUCCACGCCAUGUUCCAGGCGCCGGCGGCCGGCGGCGCCCUGUGGCGCGAGGACGACGGCUGCACGGCGUGGCUCGACGGGCACGCGGACCGGUCCAUCGUGUACGUGAGCCUCGGGAGCCUCGCCGUCAUCUCGCUCGAGCAGUUCACCGAGUACUCAUAA
This is a messenger RNA of Lolium rigidum, 918 nucleotides long. RefSeq names its product 7-deoxyloganetic acid glucosyltransferase-like. The transcript has 2 exons. Bases 1 to 918 code for a protein of 305 amino acids. Lineage: Eukaryota; Viridiplantae; Streptophyta; Magnoliopsida; Poales; Poaceae. The record is from RefSeq and is a predicted model, not a curated record.